AUGGUGUCGGCAGCAUCCGCAGUAACGGCAGAGUCGGCAGAUUCAGCAGGGACGGCCGUGGGGAGGACGAUUAGCAGCAGCAGCGGCGGCGGGGACGGCGAUUUCAUGACGCCCACAGGCGGCAACACGCCGUCCAGCGCCACCAGCUACGGCUCUGAUUCUUCUUCGGGUGGUUUUGUGCUGCGGCCGUUCGCUGCUGGCCCUCGGGAGUUCCGCACCAUCGCCCAGGGCAUUCUGAAUAAGGUGAACCUAAGCGGUGAGCAGCGGGAGCUGCUAGAGGAGGAGCUGGUGCAGCUGCAGAAGCUAUUAGCUCGGUCGCGAGACGAGGAGGAGAGGCUGCGAGCCAAGAUGCAGGGCGACGAGCAGCAGUGGCAGCAGCAGCUGCGGGAUUCAGCAGCCGCUCUGGCAGCCAAGGAGGAGGAAGCUAGGGUUCUUCUCUCGCGUGUGGAGGAGGGGGAGAGGGAGAGGGAGAGGCUCCGAGCUGAGGCGGAUGCGGCGAAGCUUGAGGCGGCGAGUGCGGGUGAGAAGCUAGCUGCGACCAAGGAUAAGCUGGGAGUGGCGAUUAGGAAGGGGAAGGAGGUGGUACAGCAGAGGGAGGCUCUGAAAGGGACGCUGGCUGAGGAGACUGCUGUUCUGGAACGGUUGAGGGAGGAGCUGGAGCGCGAGAGGGAGGGGAGGAGGGACGCGUUGAAGGCUGUGGAGGCGAAGGAAGGGGAACUGGCGGAGGGGAGGCGGAGGGUGGGUGAGCUGGAGGGUGAAUUGGAGGAAGGGCGGAAGAGGGUGGAGGAGUUGGAGGCAGCAGUUGCUGCAGCGGAGGGGAAGGCGGCAGGGAUGGUGGAGGAAGGCGGGGAGAAGGUCAGGGAGAUGGAGGAGAGAGUGAAGGUGGCGGAAGAGAGGGUGCGGGUGGCGGAAGAGGAGGUAGCUGAGGUGAAAAGGCAAGUGGCGGAUGGAAGGGAGCGUGCUGUGGAGCUGCUAGGGCAGGUGGCGGAGAGAGAUGCUCUAUUAGCGAGGAGAGGGGAGGAGUUGAGAGAGGUGGAGGGAAGGGUACGAGUGGCGGAAGAAGAGGUGGUUGAGGUGAGAAGGCAGGUGGCAGAGAGAGAUGCUCUGUUGGCUAGGAGAGGGGAGGAGUUGAGGGAGGUGGAGGGGCGCGAGAGGGAACUGGAGAUGAGGGUUGCGGAGGAGAUGGAGAGGAGGAUUGAGGAGGGGAGGGAGGAGGGGAGGAGGGAAGUGGAGAGGGAGGUGGGGGUGUGGGAGGGUAGGGUAGAGGAGGAGAGGAGUAAGGCGGAAGAUGCACUGAAAGAAAUCGAACGUUUACAGGAAAGAAUUGCAGAGACAGAGGGACAGCUGGCUGCUUUGCAAACAGAACUUGCUGCGGUGAGGGGUGAGGCAGGUGAGAAGGAGGGAGUGGUGUCAGGGUUAGAGGUGAGCCUGAGUGGGGAGAGGGAGAGAGUGAGACAGCUGGAGGAGAUGGUGGAGACGCUAAGAGGGGAGGUCCAGGAGGCGCAGAAGGCAGGAGGUUCUGAAGCAGACGCGAGGGAAAGGGAGAGUGUGCUGACUCGAGAGUUGGAGUCGUUGCAAGCACAGAAAGAGGCGCUGGUGGGUGCUGUAGAGGAUGAGAGGGCGAUGAGGGAAGAGGCGGAAGAAGCACAGAGGAGGGUGGAAGGAGUGAAGGGAGAGGUGGAGGAGAGGAAGAGGGAGGUGGAGGCAAAAGUAGAGGAUUUACAGGCAAAGCUAGAUGAGAUGAAUUUACAAGUUAAGGGCUGGGAGGAGCAAGUGGAGGGGCUUAAAGCUGAAGUUGUGGGUUGGGAGGAGAGGUUGGCUGGUCGGGAGCGGGAGUUUGCAGGUUCGGCUGCCGAAGCUGAGGUGCGGUUGGAAGAGGUUCGGCAGGAGCUGGAGGGGAUGAGAGGGAGGGAGCGGGAGUGGGAAGGGAGGGUUGGGGAGGUGGAGGAGAGAGUGAGGGAGGGUGAGAGAGCGUUGCAGGAGAGUGAGAGGCUGUUGCAGGAGGAGAGGGAGAAGGGGGAGGGGCUUCAGAGGGAGCUUGGAGAGAUGGAGGUGAGAGCAAAGGAGGCUGAGGAACGGGUUAAGGAGGCUGAAGCAAGAGUUGAGGAGGCUGACAGAAGGAGGAAAGAGGAAGGCGCUAGAUCGAGUGAGCUGUUGCUGCAAGUGGAGGAAGCCAGGAGGAGAGAGAGUGAGGUGAGCGAGGGGAGGGGUGGUGAGAGUGAGGGAGAGGCAUGGAGGGCUGAGUGGAAGGCUGAAGAGGCGUUGCUGCUGCAGAAGCAGGCUGAGAUAGAGGGGCUUUUGGUUGCUAAGGGGCGAGAAUUUGUGGAGCUGAAGGGAGAGUGGGAGAGGGAGAGGGAUGCGUGGGCAACCGAGAGGGGUGAGUGGGAAAGAAAGGCGAAGGGAUGGGCGAUGGAGAAGGAGGAUUUGCUUGGGAGGCUGCAGGGGGAGAGAGAAAAGUGGGAGGAGGAGCAGGGUAGGGUGGAGGAGAGUGAGGGGCAGCUACAGGAGCAGGUGGAGGCCGAGAGGAGGAAAGUGGCCGGGUUGAGAGAGGAGAGAGAGCAGCUUCGGAAGAGGGUGGAGGGAUUGGAGGAGGAGGUGGGGCAGGUGCAGGAAGAGGUGGAAUCAGAGAGGCGGAAAGUGGAGGAGUUGAGAGGGAGUUUGGAGGAGGAGGAGAGGCGGUGUGGGGAGAUGCUGGUAGAGUUGCAGGCUGUGGCUGAGGGGAGGGAGGCGGAGAGGAGGCAAGCGGCGGGGCUGACAGAAGAGAAGGAGUUGCUGCAAAAGAAGGUGGAGGGUUUGGAGGAGGAAGUGAAGCAGGUGCAGAGGAAGAUGGAGGAGGUGGGGGAGGAGAAGGGGCAGCUGCAGCGGAGGGUGGAAGGGUUGGAGGAGGAGGUGGAGCAGCUGGAGCAGAAGAUGCAUGCGGCAGAGCGGAAGGACGUGGUCACUCUCGCGAAGGUAGUUGCCAGCGAGACAGCCGCAGAGGAAGCAACCAAGCAGCUUCAAUCAGCCCAAUCCGCCCUCGAGGCAAAGCAAGCCGAGCUGGCCUCUCUGCGACAGCAAGCAGAGGAGCUCGAAGAAACCCUAGAGCAGCGCGAGACAGAGCUCGAGUCCCUGAAAACGGACAUUUCGGCUCGAGAGAUGAUCUGGCGUGCGUCGCAAGACGCAGAGGCACAAGCAGCAGAGGAUGCUAUUGCGGUAGAGGCAGCUGCUGCUAGGGAGAUGGCGGAGAGAGAGAGGGAUAAGGUGAAGGAGGAAGCAGAGGCGGAAGCAGCGGCUCUGAGGAAGGUUCUGGGAAUGCGGGAGUCGCAGCUGGAGAAGCUGCAGGCUCGGGUGGCCGAGGCUGAGGAGGUGGUUCGGGAGCUGGAGGAGGUUCGGGUGGAGCUCGAGAAAGCUCAGGGGGAGGUGGUUAGGGUUAGGGAGGAGAUGGGGGGAGAGAUGGAGAGAGUGAGGGAGAGUAGUGUGAUAGCAGAGGAGGAGGUGGAGAAGCUUAGGGCUGCUUUGGAGGGGUAUAGGGAGGAGGUGGAGGAGGGAGAGAAAAAGGUGAGUGAGUGUGAGAAGAGGGUAGAAGAGAGUGAGAAAGAGAGGAGGGCCGCUCUGGAGAAAAUGGAUGCGUUGCUUGGAGAGCUGAUGGAGAAGAGUGAGGAGAAUGAGAGGGUGAGAGAGGAGGGCGUUAGGCUGAAAGAGGAGGCCAGCCGGUUGAGGGAGGAGGCUAGUAGGGUGGAAGAGGAGCUGAAAGGGCGUGACGAGGAGAUUAGUAGGCUGAAAGAGGAGGUUUUAAAGGUAAGUGCAAGUGCAGGAGCUGAUGGGGAGAGGGAGCGAAUGGAGGAGGAGGUAGUGCGACUUAAUAGGGAGGUAGAGCAGAAGGGAGCAUUGCUGAAGGUCGCUGAAGACGCAAGGGCAGCAGCAGAGGCAAAGAACGCGAGCCUGGUGAAAAAGGCGAAGGAGAGGAUUGAAGGCAUGAAGCAGAAGGUUGCAGCUGAGGCCCAGGCUGCUGCAGAGGCGAGAGCCGAGGUUGACCGACUGAAGCGGCUUUUGGAGGGGGGAAGAGGAGAGGGAAAAGAGGGAGGCGAGGGAGGGGCAGGGGAGAAAGGAGCAGAGGCGAAGGCAACGAAUGUUGAGGACGCGGCCGAGAUAGAGGGGCUUCGUGCUAAGUUCUCUCUCCUAGAAGCGGAGCUUUCUCAGUUGAAGCAAGGGGAGGGGAACGGGGCAGGAGCAGGGGGAGAAGAAGCAGCAGGGGCGGCAGCAGGGGUGGCAGCAGAGGCAGCGGCAGAAGGGGAGAGGGUGAGGGAGUCACUGAAGCAGGCACAGGAGCAGGUGGCGGGGGUGAGGGAGAAGUUGAGCAAAGCUGUGCGCAAGGGCAAGGCGAUCGAGCAGCAGAAGCUGAAGCUGGAGGCAGACCUCGCUGCUGCCAGAGCUGAGAUUGACGCUCUCAGGGCAAACUCUGGGACAGAAGUCGCAGGGACAGGGACAGCGGCAGGGGCCGGAACAGGGGUAGGGGCAGCGGCAGCAGCAGUGGCAGGGGCGGCAGCAGGAGCAGUGGCAGCGGCAGGGGCAGGGGUAGGUGUAGCCGCAGGGGAAAAGGUAGUCGAGUUGAGAGGAUUGUUGGCAGAGGCAGAAGAGGGGAGGAAGAAGGAGGGAGAGGCGAGGCAGCGAGAGGAGGAGGCGAAGAGGAAAGAGGAGGAGGCGAGGAGGAAGGCUGAGGAGAGGCUGAAAGAGACAGUGGCAAUGAUGGAAGGAGUUACAGAUGCUCUUGUGGGGAGAGAGAAGGAGUGUGAGGAGCUAAGUACCGAACUUGCUGAGCUAAGAAAGUCUCUUAGCAGCGCUCAGGAGGAGGUUGCUAGGCUGAUGGGGGAGGUGGAUAGGUUGGAGGAGGAGGGUGGGAGGGAGAGGGCGGAGGCAGAGGAGAGAAUGGAGAAGGUGAAAAGGGAGAGUGAAGAGAUGGAGGGGUUUAAGAACGGGAAGAUUGCGGAGGUGGAAGAGAUGCUGGCUAUAGUUGAAACGGAUCUUGCUAAAGAGGAGCGGUUGAGAGCGGUAGAGGGGCAGUUGAAGGAGGUUCAGUCCCAGCUGGAAGCGGUUGAAGGGCGGUUUGUGGCGGUACAGGGAGAGAAGGAGGCAGCAGAGGAGAGAAUACGAGGGCUGGAGACUGAGAGAGGCGUGGGGGAAGAGAGAGUGUGUACACUAGAGGAUGAGAAGGCAGGUUUUGCUAGAGAGUUGGAGCAGGAGAAGGAGAGGAGAGAGGAAGCAGAUAGGAAUUUAGUGGGAGUGCAGUGUGGGUUGGAUGAGGAGAGGGAGGCGAGGAGAGUGGCUGAAGCUGAGCUGGAUAGUGUACGUUCUGAGUUGGCAAGUGCUCGUGAUGAGCUGGCGAGUGUCCGUGCUGAGCUGGCAGCAGCUGGUCGAGUCGAGGAGAGGAAGGAUGAAGGAGAGGCAGGAGGCAGUGAAGAGGAUGUGGAUUCAGUUGCUGUGAGAGCGAGAGUGAGGGAGCUGGAGGAGAGAGUGAGGGAGGAGGAGAAGAGAGUGAAGGAGGAGGGGGAGAGAGUGAGAUUGCAGGAGGAAAGACUGAGGGAGAAAGAGGAGAGAGUGAGGGAGGAGGCGGAGAGAGUGAGGGAGGAGGGAGAGAGAGCGAAGGAGUUGGAAGUGAAUGUGGCAAAAUUGGAGGGUGAAGUAGCAGAGCUGCAGUUGCAAUUAGAAAAGGAAAGGGAGGAAUGGAAUGUCACAAAGGAACAGCUCGGAGCAGAUAACGAGCGAGCUUGUAACGAGGCUACAGAGCAAAGGGACCAGGCAUCCCAACUGAGGACUUCUCUCUUGGAGCUUGAAGCACAGAGGGAUGCGUGGGCGGUUGAACGAGAUGCUCUUGCAGCAGCAGAGCGACAGGUGCAGGAAGAGAAAAGGAGUUUGGAGGAGCAGGGAGUGGUGCUGAGGAGUCGGAUUCAGGAGGUGGAGGCAGAGAGGGAUGGGUUGCAGGCUGCUGUUGGUCGGCUGGAGGGGGAGAAGGGCGGGUUGCAGGAAGCAGUGGGGCGCUUGGAAGGGGAGAGGGAGCAGCUAGUAGGGGAUAAGGAGCGUCUGGAAGGAGAGAGGGCUGGUUUGCUGGCACAAGUUUCUUGUUUAACAGCGGAGAAGGAGGGGGUUGAGAGAGAGGGAGAGCAGUUGCGAGGUGAAUUGGAGGAAAUUAGGAGGAGAGGGGAGAGUGCGAGGAAGGAGGGUGAGGAGAAGGGGAGGGUGGUAGGUGAGUUGGAAAGAGUGGUGGAGGUCUUGAGGGGUGAGAUGGAAGAGAUGAGAAGGGAGCGGGAGAAGCAGGCGAGGGAAAGGAAGGAGGGGGAGGAGGUGGGUUGGGAUGAAGCGGAUAAGGAUGAGAAGGAGAGGAGAGUAGAUGAUUUGGAGCGAGCUUUGCAAGAGAGGGAAGGAGAGGUGGAGAGACUGGUGAAGGAGGUGCGGGAAAAGGAGUUGACCAUUGAGGAGUUGAGAGGUCAAGUUGUGGAGAGGGACGGGGAGCUUGAGAGGCUGCGGGAAGAGGUGAGGGAGAAGGAAUUGAUGUUGGAGGAGUUAAGAGGGCAGGUUGGGGAGAGGGAGGGGGAGAUUGAGCGGUUGAGGAGUGAGGUUGGGGAGAGGGAGGGGGAGGUAGAAAGGCUGAGGCGGGAGGUGGGCGAGAAGGAGGCAGCAGUGGCGUCGGUGGCAGCGGCACGGAGCAAGGCAGUGGAGAAGCUGAAGAUGAUGGUUGAGAAGCUCAAGGAGGUGCAAGCGCAGUCGGAGGCAGUGGUGCAGGAGGCAGAGAUGCGACUGGAGGAGAAGGACAGGGAGAUGGAGGAGCGGCUCACGGAGAAGGAUGCGGAGCUGCAGAGGGUGUGGGACCGUCUAAGAUUGGUCGAGGCUCAGUCGGGAGGGGUGGCAGACGGCAGUGCUCCUGCCCCUGCAACCGCUGCUGUUUCUGGUUUCUCUGGUGAUCAGGCAGAAGCAGCUGCUGCUACUGGUGCUGUUGCUGGUGCUGAUUCUGGCGUUCGCAGUGCUGCUGCUGCAGGUGGUGAGGGGGAGAGCAUGGCAAGUGGUGCAGUAGCCACGUGGCAGGAAGCUGUUUCUUUGGCGCCGCAACAGCAGAAUUCUGAGGCAGGCGCUGCUGCUGGUCUUCCUGACGUGGCAGAGAAGGAUGCUGAGCUGGCAAGGCUGCGCGAUGAGGUGGCGGUGGCGGGCGAGGCGGUGAGGGUGCUGGAGGGACAACUGGAGUCUGCGAGAAGAGAGGCAGAUGACCUGAAGCGCAAGGCACUUCCCUCACCCCUGCCCUCUUCCUCCUCUUCCUCACAAUUAGCCUCAGCGUCAGCCUCCACGCUCCUGCCAGUCACCACACAGAGGAAGGCAACACCUGGGGGAGGUGCAUCUGACACGUCAGCAGAGUACCUGCCUCUGCUGGCGCAGAAGCUCGCCACGUCAUCGUCCGCCUCGCUGGCAGGCCACACGGCGCUGCAGAUUGCUGACUCGUACCCCGACGAUGAAGUGCACGGAUUCAAGUCAAUCGUCAGUGCCUUCCGCUUCCUGCCAUCCUUCCUGCACCCAGCUGCCAAGGGCAUCGAUCGCCUCUGUGUGGCGGGAGGGCAGUCGCUGAUGGCACGGCCCAUGAUGCGCCUGCUGCUCGUGCUCUACUGGAUGGCCAUGCAUGCUGCCAUGCUCGCCAUGCUCGCCGCCCUCACUGUUGCUUGA
Closterium sp. Naga37s-1 is the source of this 7683-nucleotide messenger RNA. The record is from the annotation of a GenBank genome assembly. Lineage: Eukaryota; Viridiplantae; Streptophyta; Zygnematophyceae; Desmidiales; Closteriaceae.